This is a messenger RNA of Brassica rapa (field mustard), 1590 nucleotides long. RefSeq names its product presenilin-like protein At1g08700. Gene Ontology annotation, molecular function: aspartic endopeptidase activity, intramembrane cleaving. Gene Ontology annotation, biological process: membrane protein ectodomain proteolysis; protein processing. Gene Ontology annotation, cellular component: gamma-secretase complex; membrane. The record is from RefSeq and is a predicted model, not a curated record. NCBI's taxonomy places the organism in Eukaryota, Viridiplantae, Streptophyta, Magnoliopsida, Brassicales, Brassicaceae.
AAAAUAUCCGGUUAACCGUGUAAACGAGCUGGUCAGUUAGAAGACGACUAACUCUCUCCUCUCCUCCCCUCUCAUCGGUGGAAUCCCAAUGGAGUCAAGUAGCAUCCUCGAUUCCCUCGGAGUCGAGAUAAUCGGCGUGAUGGCUCCCGUCUCCAUCUGCAUGUUCCUCGUCGUCCUCCUCACCUACUCCCUCUCCGUCACCUCCGACCCCCAGAUCCGCACCGCCGCCAACCUCAUCUACAUCGAGAACCCCUCCGACUCCGCCACCGUCAAGCUCGAAGGCAGCUUAGAGAACGCGAUCGUCUUCGUCGUCCUCGUCGCCGCCGUCACCUUCGUCCUCGUCCUCCUCUUCUACUUCAACUUCACCAAUUUCCUCAAACACUACAUGCGCUUCUCCGCCUUCUUCGUCUUAGGUACAAUGGGAGGCGCGAUUUUCUUGUCGAUCAUCCAGCAUUUCUCGAUCCCUGUUGAUUCGAUCACGUGCUUUAUACUGCUGUUCAAUUUCACGAUCUUGGGGACGUUGUCUGUGUUUUCGGAAGGGAUGCCGAUUGUGGUGAGGCAGUGUUAUAUGGUUGUGAUGGGGAUUGUUGUUGCGGCUUGGUUUACUAAGUUGCCUGAGUGGACUACUUGGUUUAUACUCGUGGCGUUGGCUUUGUAUGAUUUGGUUGCUGUUUUGGCUCCUGGUGGACCUCUUAAGCUCUUGGUUGAGCUUGCUUCGACGCGCGACGAGGAACUUCCCGCCAUGGUUUAUGAAGCUAGGCCUACUGUUUCAAGGAGUCACCGCGGUGGUGGUGGCUCGAGUUUGCGGGUUUUGGUUGGUGGCGGUGGUGGGGUUUUGGAUUCUGGAUCAGUAGAGCUGCAAGCAGUUGGGGAUGGUGCUGCAACUCAUAACCUGGAUUAUAAUGCUGUUGCAGUGAUGGAUAUAGACAGUGUAGAUGGUGUUGGGAGGUCAAGGGAAGGACACUCUGCUUCUUCUGUAUCUUCAGAGCCCUCAAGGGAGUUAGGAAGUAUCGGGAACAGAGAAAGUGUUGCGGAGGAAGAAAUGUCACCUCUGGUUGAGUUGAUGGGGUGGGGAGAUAACAGGGAAGAACCAAGAGGUUUGGUGGAGGAGUCGGAUAACAUCGAUAGAGGGAUUAAACUUGGUCUUGGAGACUUUAUUUUCUACAGUGUUCUCGUUGGUAGAGCAGCAAUGUAUGAUCUGAUGACUGUGUAUGCGUGUUACCUUGCGAUUAUCUCGGGGCUUGGGUGCACUCUUAUUUUGUUGUCCGUCUACAACAAAGCUCUUCCGGCUCUUCCCAUUUCCAUCAUGCUUGGCGUUGUCUUUUACUUCUUGACGCGGUUGUUGAUGGAGCCGUUUGUUGUGGGGGUGUCAACAAACUUGAUGAUGUUCUGAGUUAACCAAGAUUCUAGUGGAACCAAGUAAAUGAUAUCCUGAUUAUGUUGCCUCAAUCCAUGUUUUGCACCUUAGUGUUUGAGUAAUGUUUGUAUGGGGAAAAAACUGCUAAUGUACACCCAUCAGGUAAAGCUGAUUUGGGUUUUUAAAUGGAUAGUCUCUGAUUUAGUAGAUAUGUGAAAGUGUUCUACAAGCCA